AUGGCUGGGCAGGAGAGUUUUGCAGGCUGUGGCAUAGCUCAACCAAGUACUUAUUACUGGCACUGGCAAAGGGGGAAGCCCGUGUUCCAGCCCUGCCUGGGUUACCAAUCGGGCAGCUGGUUUGAGCAGCAGCACAGCGGUUACUCCCUCUCUGGCUAUGACUACGGCUGUGCAGCAGAGACAGAUGGACACAACCUUUCUGUGCGUGAGACCUCCGGACGCCCAGCUGCAAGUCUGGUCACACCUAAGGAAAGCACGGCUCUGGCAGAAAAGCAAGAUGAAAACCCACUGGAAGAUCCAGAUCUUCAUCUGAAUAUUGAAGAACUGAACAAGGAGUUUACGGUGAAAAGUGAGGAACUCUAUGACUCCCUCAUGAGUUGCCACUGGCAGCCUUUGGAUACGGUUCAUUCGAAAAUCCCAGAUGAGACCCCCAAAGAAGCAUGCAGCUCAUGAAGCUACCCAACUGUCAGAUCAAUUGCAUCUUGUUUUGGUGGGGUGUGUGUGUGUUUGUUUGCUUUUGUUUUUGUUUUGCUAAGACAAAAAGAAUUCUGCCAGGAAUGCACUCUAUGCUGUAUGUAAAUACAAACCUCCAGGACUUAAAUGUGACUGACAUGAUAGAAUGUAAUGUAAAUAAACUUUACCAGCA
Lynx canadensis (Canada lynx) is the source of this 646-nucleotide messenger RNA. It is a transcript of the gene CB2H6orf52, whose product is annotated as chromosome B2 C6orf52 homolog. Gene Ontology annotation, molecular function: tRNA binding. Gene Ontology annotation, biological process: selenocysteine incorporation. The transcript has 4 exons. Lineage: Eukaryota; Metazoa; Chordata; Mammalia; Carnivora; Felidae. The coding region runs from base 1 to 453 and encodes 150 amino acids. The record is from RefSeq and is a predicted model, not a curated record. Gene Ontology annotation, cellular component: nucleus.